Leptidea sinapis is the source of this 3687-nucleotide messenger RNA. It is a transcript of the gene Ctns, whose product is annotated as cystinosin homolog. The transcript is spliced from 8 exons. Gene Ontology annotation, cellular component: lysosomal membrane. The record is from RefSeq and is a predicted model, not a curated record. NCBI's taxonomy places the organism in Eukaryota, Metazoa, Arthropoda, Insecta, Lepidoptera, Pieridae. Gene Ontology annotation, molecular function: L-cystine transmembrane transporter activity. Bases 15 to 1292 code for a protein of 425 amino acids. Gene Ontology annotation, biological process: L-cystine transport.
CAAGGUGCACUAAGAUGGCGUCGUCUGUAUCAAUGUGUCGGAGCGUCGCAGGAGGAAAAUCUAGUCAUAAUUUGAACCAUUUCACAAUGAACAUACUAACGUUUCUUUUAAUAUUAUGUUUGCCGUUCACAUCAUGCCAGGAGCACAGAAUGUACGUGGACGUGAAUAAUCUGAAUCUCCUUGUUGAUGAAACACGGCUGUUUAAACUUGUACAAAUCGGUGAAUUUAAUUCGACGAUUCAAGUGCGAUCGCAAAUCCAACAUCCAGAACUAGUGCAAUUCGUCCCCCCCGUCAUCGAGAUACCCGCUUCCAGCGAACCCAACGACUCAGUUCGCUUGACAUACGAUAUAUGCGCAUAUGGAAAGAGCCCGGGACAUUCCGAAGUAGCGUUCAAUGUUACGCCAAGUGGUGUGGUUAACCUCGACUCUGUAUUCGUCUUGGUAACAGUAAUGCAUUCAAACGCGAUUUACAUUAUCUCGUAUAUAAUGGGCUGGAUCUACUUCGCCGCCUGGUCAGUUUCGUUCUACCCGCAAAUAUACAUCAACUUCAAGAGGAAAAGCGUCGUCGGACUCAACUUCGACUUCCUUGCGCUCAAUAUCAUGGGAUUCACCAUGUACUCCAUGUUCAAUUGUGGAUUGUACUUCUCGAAGGAGUUACAGGGUGAAUACUUCAGUCGUCACCCACGCAGCCUCAACCCCGUGCAGUUGAACGACGUGUUCUUUUCUCUGCACGCUAUGGUGGCCACCAUGCUCACCAUCGGGCAGUGCCUGGUCUAUGAGCGGGAGAACCAGCGAGUGUCAACAUCUGGUAGAAGUAUCCUGGCGGGCUUCUCCGUGGUGGUGGUGGUGAGUGCUGGUCUCGCCUCCGCCAGCACCAUCCACUGGCUGGACUUCCUGUACUACUGCAGCUACAUCAAACUGUGCAUUACUCUCAUCAAGUAUGUCCCGCAGGCCUAUAUGAACUACAAACGCAAAUCAACAGUAGGCUGGAGCAUCGGUAAUGUAGUGCUAGAUUCCGUUGGUGGCUCUUUGUCUAUACUGCAGAUGACGCUCAACGCGUACAACUACAAUGACUGGAUAUCGUUCUUCGGUGACGUCACCAAGUUUGGUCUGGGGCUAUUCAGUCUCAUCUUCGACAUAUUCUUCAUCUUGCAGCACUAUGUCUUCUACAGGGAAGUGCGGUAUAUCCUGCUUCCCGGCACAAACUCCAAAUACGAACGAGAGGACAACGACUGUCAUAACACGGGUGUGACUUCUGAGGGUUAUCAAGAACAAUCCAAUCAGGAUAUCUAGUUUGCUCGCUGAGGAAUUCUGAUCCUUUGUUGGUUGAGAGUUAGGUGUCACAUGCGAUAGAAUGAUUGGAAGAAGUACGAGAAUUUCGUAUUUCAGAAUCCUGGUGAGGUGUUACUGCUGUGAGAAGGUGAUGUUUAGCGUCGGGUGAGAAGCAAGUGCUCGUCUUGUGAACGAUGAAGAUUGCAGAAAAAUACGAGAAAGGCUGGAGAAUAGUGAAAUGCUAUUAAGAUAUUUGACUUUCAUACACAUAGUAAUUUAAUAAUACAAAUCAUAUGUAAUUUAAGAGAUAGAAUUAAUUUACUUACUUAGUUAAUUAUUGUUUAUGCUAAUUCUAUUUUCAAAGAUUUUGUACGAGUAUGGUUUACUUUUCUUUUUGUCUGCGGGUAAUUUGUCUGUGACAAACAAAGUCACAGGAGAAAUUCACUGCAUGUUUGUGGGUUAUGUGAUGGUGGAAUUAAGUGGCAGGAGUCAAGUCAAACAGCUCCAUGGAAGGCGGUAGAAUAUUAUCGAUAUCUCGAUAUUUAAACGUUGUUAAUUCGCUCAUAGGCUUAUCAUCAGGGGCGUGCAUUGGUUUGCUAGCAAGGUAGGCACUGUGGAUCUAAUUUGUUGUAGUUGAGCUUUGGAAUAAGCAAAGAUUGCUUACUACAGGUAUUUAGUAUCUAGCGUAAGGAAAAAAUUGUGGAGUGGGUGUUGAAUAGAAGUUUGGUAAUAAAAUAACGGCACCAAAUUAAACUAAAUUGACUUUAACUCAAGUGCUAUAUUUGUUUAGAUUUAUAACGAGGUAAGCACUGCCUAAUUGCCUAUAUCAUAUGCACGCCCCUGCUUAUCAUAUUACAUUGUUUUUCUAGCCCUACUUGCAUAAGGUUGUUUAAGUUUGCUCUUGAGUAAUCAAACUACAUAUUAUGUGCAAAUGGAUUUGAAAAAUAUUUCAGCGUUUAUAUGUAUGUAGUAGUCUCGAAUAGUGGACAAUUUGUGUAGGUACAAUUUUUAUUUUAAUGCGACGAAUUUAUUUAUUGAUUUUGCUUGUUAAUCUUGCAAUUUUAAAAUAGAGGGAUAUUUAACAAAUAAAUAGAUUAAAAUUUUAAUUGAUAUUAUAAAUAUAGCUGAAUUGCUUUUUAGUUAAAGGAUUAUUAAGUUUUUGUUUUUUACUUAGGUUAUUAUGGUUAAUUUGACAUCAUGAGUCAAAGUUAUGUUCCUGAUAGGAUAAUUACGCAAUUGAUAACAAUUCAAAUAACCCACAGAGCCGACGGUCGUAGUUCAGGCGAAACGGAAAGUAAAUACAACCCAUAGUCUUGUUUUCUCGCAUCAUGUAAUAAUAUUCUAAGUAAUGCACUCACUCACAAUACAAGUAAUUGAACAGUAGCGUAACUCAGAGGUGUCCUCGAUUUUAUACCUAUGUCGGGGCGGAGCGCUAGGGUUGGUACAUACAAAAAGAUUGAUGACAGCAGCGCAGCUAAUUAAACUCGGACAGCAACCAAUCAGCGGUGGCGACGCACUUGUCUUCCCAUGAUUGCGUAUGUCAAUCGUGUGUCUGUGUGCGUGCGUCGAUUCGUUCGCUCUAGUAUUUAUUUAUUCAGGAACAAAACGAUCUUUUACAAUCGGUCGGUUACAAAUAUACAUAAACUAGAAGACAAAACAGUUCCAUAAAUUAAAUACUGAAAAAAACAAAGAUAUUUUAAACCAAAACUGAAUAUUUUAAAAUUAGAACAAAAAAAACCGAAAAUUUUAUCACACCUGGUGUUAAGUGAUCACCGCCGCCCACAUUCUCUUGCAACACCAGAGAAAAAAUAAUUACGGGUCCCAAAUCGAAAUAAAAACUAUCUAACUCUCAAGUUGGACCAAACUGCACUCCAUGAAGUAAUCCCCAUUAAAAUCCGUUCAUUAGUUUAGGAUUCCAUCGCGGACAAACAACGUGUCACGUAAUUUAUAUAUAUUAAGAUAUAAACAUGAUCACGCAUGCGAAGUAAAACAUUGUAAACGUUAAAUUUAUCUAAAUGUGAGUUGUAAAUUAAUUUUUAGUAGUUUUUUAAUUGUGUUUAAAUGUACAUGAUCGUUUUUAAUUGGUCAAUAAUCAUAUUAGCGACUCAAUUAUCUCUUAUAAUACUCUUAAAUUCAUAAGAUUUUAUCAAAAAACAAGCAAUAUAGGUUUGUAUUGAGAUAACCUUACAUCUCAGUUAUUAUCAAUCAUUAUUAUACAAUACUGAUAGCUAAUCCUACUAUAAUGGAUAAUGUACUGAUUAUGUAUCGCGUAUAUAUGUAUAUGAUAUUAUUGGGUAUAAUCCGAUUUCAAUAUUAUGUUAAUAAAUGGCAAUAGAUAGAGCAAUAAAUGUAAGAUAUGAUAACUACCUCUAUAAUUAUUAUAAAUUUUAUGUUAUUAAUAAAAUAUUGUAAUCUG